Camelus dromedarius (Arabian camel) is the source of this 5508-nucleotide messenger RNA. RefSeq names its product charged multivesicular body protein 4C (gene CHMP4C). NCBI's taxonomy places the organism in Eukaryota, Metazoa, Chordata, Mammalia, Artiodactyla, Camelidae. The record is from RefSeq and is a predicted model, not a curated record. Gene Ontology annotation, cellular component: ESCRT III complex; multivesicular body; cytoplasmic side of plasma membrane. Gene Ontology annotation, biological process: vesicle budding from membrane; late endosome to vacuole transport via multivesicular body sorting pathway. The coding region runs from base 186 to 899 and encodes 237 amino acids. The transcript has 5 exons.
GCCCAGGAGAGGGUGUCACCUGCUCCCGACGACUUGUUGAUUCCCGGGAGGGCCGCCUUCCCGGGUCUGGUUCCCCCCGCCCGCCCCCCCUCCGAGACCAGAGCCCGAGCUCGCGCACCUGUUCCCCGCGGCGCGGCCCCGGGGAGACCCUCCUUCCGGCCCGCUGGCCCCCCAACUCCAGAGCCAUGAGCAAGUUGGGCAAGUUCUUUAAAGGGGGAGGCUCUUCCAAGAGCCGAACGGCUCCCAGCCCCCAGGAAGCCCUGGCCCGACUUCGGGAGACAGAGGAGAUGCUGGGCAAGAAGCAAGAGUACCUGGAAAAUCGGAUCCAGAGGGAGCUCAGCCUGGCCAAGAAGCACGGCACGCGGAACAAGCGAGCUGCGUUGCAGGCACUAAAGAGAAAGAAGAGGUAUGAGAAGCAGCUAACUCAGAUUGAUGGCACCCUUUCCACCAUCGAGUUCCAGAGAGAAGCCUUGGAAAACUCACACACCAACACCGAGGUGUUAAGGAACAUGGGCCUUGCAGCGAAAGCAAUGAAAGCGGUUCAUGAAAACAUGGACGUAAAUAAAAUUGACGAUUUGAUGCAAGAGAUCACAGAGCAGCAGGAUAUUGCCCAGGAAAUCUCAGAAGCAUUUUCUCAACGGGUUGGAUUUGGUGAUGACUUUGAUGAGGAUGAGCUGAUGGCAGAGCUUGAAGAACUGGAGCAGGAAGAAUUAAAUAAGAAGAUGACAAAUAUCCGACUUCCAAGUGUGCCUUCGUCCUCCCUCCCCGCACAGCCAGACAGGGUGCCGGGUCGGAUGCCGAGCGUGCCCUCCUCUGCACAUCGAGCCCGAGCAGCAUCUUCCAGGAGGGCAGAAGAAGAGGACGAUGAUAUCAAACAACUGGCAGCUUGGGCUACUUAAAUCAAAACGGAAUUUUUUGACUCCUAAAUUAAUGAGCUGUACAUAAGACAUAAAAAUAUCUUUUUGCCAAAAUCAGAAAUUAACAGAGAUUCUGUUUUAUAUUUAUACUGGAUGAAUAAUUGUCUUUUAAGCCUUGUAAGUAAAGGUUUAAAAAAGCAGUUGUGUAUACAUAUAGGAGUAGGGAUGGAAAGGGACUUCUUAGUUGCUUUUGAGAAGAUCUCUCCAUACUGACGGGAGGGGGGCGUUCUACCUUGUUUGUUACUGUGUUUCCAGUCCUGGUACAUAGUUGAUACCCUCUAUAUAUUUGUUGACAGAAAACUGAAUUCUAUUAACAUAUGAAACAUACAACAGUUUAUAAGCCGUCUAAGAGUGAUGUGUUUAGGAUAGCUGGGGAAAAUGACUUCCUUUCCUAUGCAAAUGCAAGUUUGCCGUGUGAAUCCAUGUUACAAGAUAACGUAGCUCAUGGUGAAUAAAAAAGAAAUGUGCCUCUUGUAGGAGAGACUUCCUGUAGGGGAGUCUGGUGUGAGUCUUUACAUAAAGAUUUUCACUUUUGAGUUUUGCAGUUUAAAAUCUUAAAGGAGUUUUAAUUGGCGUUUAUUAUGCCAAUUAAGCUUGGAAUGGGGCAAUGGAUGAAUUUCCCAAAAUAUCUGAAAGCACUAACAGCUUACACUGCUGAGCGAGGAUCUCCUGGGUGUAAUUUAGCCAUUUAGGGAGCUGCGUUAACAUCCCCAGGCCAUUAUGAUGCUGUUCCGGCUUCAGCGUGCUAAAUGUGUGGAUGUUCAUUCUUUUCUGUUUUGUGCUCUCUUGUACAUUUAUUUACACUUUACAUCAUUUUUCUUGUGAAUACAUACAAAUAUAGGCAAUUAAAAGUAUAUCUGGAAUCAAAUUUUGGUCAUAAUGAUUUUUAAAUGAGAGUAAAUUACAAAAUUGUGUAUUGCCCAUAAUGUGUCAUGGACCAGAAAAUGACAAAUGCCAUUAUAUAAAGUGAUCUCAUAUUCCCAACAUUUGCUUAAUGACAUAGAGAAAUGGAAAGUACACUAAACCUGGAGGUAGGAGUCCUGGAUUCCAUCGCCUGCAAUGCCACUAACACUGUGACCAGGCAAGUCAUAAACUCCCAGCCUCUGUUUCUUCACUGGGAAAUCUAAGGAUUGGACUUGAUGAUGUCUAAUGGUCCCAUCCUACCCCAGGCCUUUUGUAUAUGCUGUUCUUCUUAGCAGACUUCCCAGCCUCUAACACAGACACCAAAUCUUAUUUAUUCCUUAAAUCUUAAGAUGUCUUUUGUUUUGAGAAACUUCUGAUUGCAGACCGUGUCUCCCUGUUGUGUGCUUUCUUGUUAGUCUGCUCUCCCCUAUCACCUACCAUAGUUUCUGUUGCAUAUUUACUUGAACAAUCACUUAACUAUUAUUGUUCUUCCCUGCUGGCCUGUGCUAACUUGGACUGUGCCUCUUCCAGUUCAAUUCCACCGUGGAUCUCUGCACAGUCCCUCAUAUACAGUUGGCAUCUAAUAAAGAUUAAAUGAAUGACUUAACAGGACCUGGGUUUAUCUUUCACCUUCAAUCAAUUAGAAGAUCAGACAAAAUAUAUGAAGCAACAGUUUAUAGAUGUUGGACAAAGGGCAGCGCUAGACUGAGAUUCCUGAGAGGCAAACAAAUGAAAUGAAUACUUCCAGGGCCCGGCUCACUGCCUUCACAGGGAAGAGGGACCCAAACAGAGCCUGCUGGCCUUGCCAAGUGGAGGAAUUCUGGGGGGAGGGGGGGAGAUUCCCGGAAAGGAGGUUGCUGCGGAGAGAAAGUGAGAGAGAGAGAGCAUUCUGGAAACGUGCAGAGGGAUCCCUUCAAGUCCUUGGCUGAGAACUGAUCUGUGUACGUGUAUGAGGAACCUACUGAGGACAGGAAGAACCACCGGAAAGGAGCGGGCGGAUCCAUCCCCAGGGCUCACACAGGCUGGGAGUAGUUUGCGUUCACCCUGGCCAUAGUGGGGAACCUUCUAAUGCAGGGGCAUCAGAUUGAGUCCUCAGAAGGGUCCUGCCUCAGGAGUGAGGUCAUAUUACGCCUAGACUAAAGGCUGUUCUGGGCUCAUCCUAAAAAGCUUAAAUGUAACCUUCAAAGGGUUGAAAUGAAUCCAAGUAACUUAACUGCAUCUCAGAAGAAAACCACCCCAAUACUUAAAAGAAAAUAAAAGCUAGUAAGUAGCAACAAACAAAGCAACUAAAAUAAAACUGGUACCCAACAGCAUCAAAUUCAUAAAGUCGGGGCAUCCAAUCAAAAAACUUCAGGUGUGCAAAGAAGCAGGAAAAAACAACCCCAAGCCAGGAGAAAACUCAAACAGUGGGAAAUGACAGAAUCAGAAAUGACAUAAAUGGUGGAAUUUGAAGGCAAAGGAUAUUAAAACAGCUAUUAUAAGUGUAUUUUCUAUGUUCGUUAAAAAUGCUAUAGUGAAUAUACUCCAUAUGCUUGAGAAAGAAGAGAAAAGUAUGAUCACAAUGGAAGGAGACAUGGCAGAUAUUUUUAAAAGAAUUGAAAUUCUAGAGAUGAUAACUACAUUAUCUGAAAUGAAAAAUACAGAAUAUGGUGGAUGGGAUUAACAUCAGAUUAGACACUGCAGAAGAAAAGGUUAGUGAAUUUAAAGACACAGCAACAGAAAUUAUUCUAAAUAAAAUACUGAAAAGAAAAAAAAGACUGGAAAAAAUAAAGUAAGAGUAAGCUGUGAGACCAUAUUUAACUGCCUAACAUGCAGGUAAUUGGAGUCCUGGAAUUGUGGUGGGCUGAGUGGACGGUUUUUGAGCAUGAGGGUGGGGGAGGGAUGAAAUAAAAAAAAUAUGUAUCUUUGUAGAAAUAAUGGCUGAGAAAUUUCCCAGUUUGGUGAACUCUAUAAACCGUACAGUUUAGUGAAGCUUAACACACCUCAAGGAGAAAUUCCUGUCUUUCAAUAAUGAAAGUUAUUGUGGAAUGUUAAAACAUCAUGACUGAGACCUGAGACAUGUUUGAGCAUCUCUGCUCACCUACUUAAACACAGUUCUGCUAGGCCUGUGAGGUCCAAACAGCAUCCCUGAGCACCUGAAAUGUGGACAGUGCAGUUGAGGGACUGAAUUUUUGAUUUCAUUUAGUUUUAAUUAGCUUCUAAACUAAUUCUCAAUUCAGUUAUUAAAAAAACUUUAAGCAUGCUUGGAAAAACUUGAGUACAUACUUUAUUCUUUUUUUUUGAACACUUUUUUAUUGGGUUAUAGUUAUUUUAAAGUGUUGUAUCAAAUUCCAGUGUAGAGCACAAUUUUUCAGUUAUACAUGAAGAUACAUAUAUUCACUGUCACAUUUUUUUUUCGCUAUGAGCUACCACAGGAUCUUGUAUAUAUUUUCCUGUGCUAUACAGUAUAAUCUUGUUUAUCUAUUCUACAUUUUGAAAUCCCAGUCUGUCCCUUCUCACUCCCCACCCCCUUGACAACCACAAGUUUGUAUUCUAUAUCUAUGAGUCUGUUUCUGUUUUGUAUUUAUGUUUUGUUUAGAUUCCACAUAUGAAUGAUCUCUUAUGGCAUUUUUCUUUCUCUUUCUGAGUACACAGUUUUUUCAACUGUAAAAUUUGUAAAAUCUAUACACAGAACAAGUAUUGCUGAUUGAAAUUUGCAUCUGAAUUCAGGUGUGCUUUAAGUGUAAAAUAUAUGUUGGAUUUCAAAGACUUAGUAUAAAAAGAAUGUAGAAUAUCUCCUUAAUACUUUUAUAUUGAUUUCAUAUUGACAUAUUAUUUUGGAUAUAUUGGGUUAAGUAAAAUUUAUUAUUGAAAUUUAUUUCACGUAUUUCUUUUUACCUUUUUUGAAUGUGGCUUCUUGGAAACUGAAAAGUUACAUAUGUGGCUCAAUUAUAUUUCUGUUGGUUAGCCUUGGACAAGGUCAACUCCUCUUUAUCAGUGAGGGCACCAGUAAUAUAUGAUUUGAAGUACUAAAAUGCAAAGGGUUAAAAACAAAAGAAAUAUAGCAAAAGGUGACAUCUUACUCUGAAAAUAAAAUACUCUGAAAUAAAAUCAUGUUGCACCUCUGUUCACAGUAGAGAAGGAGUGAAAGACAGACAUAGAAAACAAUCUUAUGGUUACCAGGGGGUAAGGUGGGAGAGAGGGAUACAUUGGGAGUUUGGGAUUAGCAGAUGAAAACUACUAUGUACAGAAGAGAUAAACAACAAAGUCCUAGGGAACUAUAUUCAACGGCGUGUCCUAACCUGUAAUGAAAAAGAAUAUGAAAAAGAUUAUAUGUACAUAUAUACUGAAUCACUAUGCUAUAUACCAGAAACUAAUACAACAUUGUAAAUCAACUAUACUUCCAUUUUUAAAAAUGGGGGGAAAAGGAUUGAAAGAAAUGAGGAAAAAGGUGUAAAAGUAAAUCAUCCUUAUACUGAAAAGGUAUUAAAAAGAAUAAAGGUAUUAAUCAGACAUCUAAAGGUGUUUCCAGCAAGCCAUCCUUAGAAUGGAAGAACCUUUGUUUGGAAGUUAUAAAUUAUGGAAUGUUUGUUAAAAAUUGGUCUCACUACAUUACAGGGGUAUCUGAGGGGUGGAUCUCCAUUUGGGUCAGGGUUGGAGAGCUAGUAUUUUGUGUUUUGUAUUUUUAAAUAAAAUGUUUUCUAAUAUA